AGCACUCUGGCCGCGCGGCGCGCGUUCGCGCGCGCGCCUGUUGGCCGUGCCCCGCGCCCCGGGCCCUCGCCGCGCGACGCCCGGCCGUCUGGCGGAGCAGCCGCCGCCGCUGCGGCCGGCAUCGGCGACUCGAGGCGCAGUACACCUUAGGCGGAGAAGCGGCCGCCAUGGACCUGAGAGUCGAGAGAGACUGGCACCGCGCGCCCGAGAGCGCGCCCGGGCACGGCGGGCCUCCGCUGCAGACGAGCACCGAGGGCCUGCGGGCGGAGAUCCAGGGCGCCUUCCACGAGAUCGUCCUCCCGCAGAUCCAGAAGGACCCGGACCUGUCGGACAUGCGGCGGGACCUGCAGCUGAUCUCCUCCAGGCAGGCAUCCGCGGGCUGCUCCGCGGAGCACUUUCCCCAGCGCUCGAGGCCGGGGCGAGAGACCGUCGUUCGCAGCAGCAGCAGCGGCGACCUGGCUCACUGGGGGCGUGCUUCGUCAGAGAGCUGGAGGCGGACGUCGUCCGACCCCCAGGGGCCGAGCUCGAGGCGGCCCGAGGCCGCGCACGACCCCGCGGAGGCCGCGGGCAGCAGGCAGAAGGCGGCGCGAUCCACGAACAAGGCGAGCAGCCUCAGGGUGUUUGUUGCCAGCAACGCCCAGAAGAAGCUCGAGGAUCAGCAGCCGCCGGCGCCACCGCACUACAUCACCGAGUGCAGCGAUGACGGCGGCAAGGACGAGGCGGAGGUGAGCCGGGUGCGCCCGCCUGCGCCACUCGACGGGCGCCCGAAGACGCCGGCGGAUCCGGAGCCGUCGCUCGACGUGGAGAACCCCAGGUACAGCUCCGCGGCCAGCUCCGCGGCCAGCUCCGCGGCCGUCGUUCCGCUGCAGACCCAGGCGCCAGCGGCACAGCUCAACGGCGCGGAGGUGCAGGAGCGGAUGAGCCGAGGCAGCGGCUCGAGAUCGCGGGACGGGGGCCUGCGGAAGGCAGCAGCGGAGUCGCCACACCAGCAGGAUGCGCUCAGGAUGUCCGCGGGGAGCGGCAGCAACGUCAGCCGCGACUCCAACUUUCGGGCCACGUUCGGGCCCGACGUCGUCAUCCAGAAGAACCCGAGGCUGCAGCGAGGAUCGACGCAGGGCGACCUUUCCAAGGCCGGCUUGGCGAAGCAGUCCCUCUACAACGCUCGCGUGUCCUUGGCGGUCGCGAAGGCCGGCGAGCAGAGGACGCCAUUCAGGGAGUGGCUGUGGAAGCUGACGCAUCGGGAGACGUGGAGGGGCGUGUCCGCCCACGCGGUUCUGACGAGCUUCAGGUUCGACAACGUCAUCAGCUUCCUCAUAUUGGCCAACUCGGUCACCAUCGGGCUGGAGGCGGACUACGCGGCGCGCCACGUCACGGAGGAGGCGCCGUUCGGGUACCGCGUCAUCGAGAUCUUCUUCUGCAUUGUCUUCACCACGGAGCUCUUCCUGCGCGUGUGGGUCUACAAGCUGGACUUUUUCCUGAAGAAGGAGACAGGCGUACUCUGGAACUACUUCGACCUGCUGGUCGUCAGCGCACAGCUCGUUCAGGAGGUGUUCGAGUACAUGCAGUCCGGCGCCAAUGAUAACAACGAUGCUGGGAACUUGCGCAUCUUGCGCAUCCUGCGGGUCCUCAGGAUCGUGCGCAUCUUCCGCCUGGUGCGCGUCCUGCACCUCAUCAGCGAGCUGCGGACGAUCGUGAGCUCCAUCAUCGGGUCUUUCCGGUCGCUCUUCUGGACAGACGGUGCUACUGCUCCUGCUGAUGAUGUACAUCGUGGGCGUAUGGUUUCUCCAGACGGUCACCGAUUUCUUCAUCACGCGCUCCGAUUACGACGACAAUGGCGUCUUCAUCGACUUCUCCGAAGGGGAAUCAUCUCUCAAGCAUCACUUCAACUCGCUUGCCAGGACGAUCCUCUCACUGUGGCAGGCGCUCUCGGGGGGCGUCGACUGGAGAGCGACAUGGGGGACCCGCUCAUGGUGGAGAUAGAGCCGAUGCUCGGCCUCGCCUUCGCCGCCUUCAUCCGUUCCCGACCUUGUGGCGGCGUGCUGACAGGCGUCUUCGUGCAGACCGCGCUCCACAGCGCCGAGCGUGAGGAGGAGAAUUUCCUCACGGACCAGAUCAUCGCGCUCUUCCACAAGUGCAAGUCGGACGGCAACUGGGGCUGCAUCUCCGAGCAGGACCUCGACGAUCGCCUGGCAGACCCAGACAUGGCCAAGGAGUGGAAGAACAUCAACGUCACCGCCGACGAGGCCAAGUACGUCUUCGCGCUGCUCGACGUCGACGAGAGCGGAGAGGUGCAGUUCGAGGAGUUCCUGAGCGCAUGCCUGCGCCUGAGGGGGAAUGCGAAGUCGCUGGACAUGCUCAUUCAGCUGAGUCCCGGCACACCAAGAGGGUGCUGGAGGAUGCGCUUGCCAGGCUCGAAGAAAACGUGACCAAGAUCACAGACACGAUCCAGGAGAAGGUGAGCCGUGUUCUGGAGGAGAGGAGGAGGGGGUGCGCCGCUUUCUGCAGACGGUGACGUUCAAGCCCCCGAAGCAGGUGGACGGCACCUUUGAGGUCGGAACGCCGUCAACAUCCGACGAAGAGGUGUGAGGCACCCGCGGCUUUUCCAUCGCCGGUGCAUGUGCUCCUCGUUCGGAUUUCGGCGAGGGAGCCCUUUCCUCCUACGGAUCUUUCUCCUGUUCCUCCUCCCCCUCGUCCUCGCAGGCCCCAUUCCGCGGCACUCCUCGUCAUCCGCGCGGAGGGUUAUGUGCUGAAGGCGGCAAUUCCUGACAUCGAUUCGGAGUUCGACCCGCCUACCUGCUUGUACGAGGGCGUACGGUUGCUCUGCUCCCGUGGUCUGCCCGUGCUGGGGAGCAGCGGACGUGCACGAGGCGCGUCUCGAUUCUUGCCAUUGCUGACCCCCCUUGCGCUCAAGAGUCUCUGCGCGCAGGCUUCCUCUGCCGUCCAGGAUCCUGUGCAGCCAGAGUCCCGCUUGAGCUGCAAACAAGCAUCGGACGUAGCGCCUGCGAGCCUCGUCGACUGCUCUUGGGGUCUACGAUGCUCAAUAUUUAACUUAGCGGAGCACCGCCCGUUUGCGUGCUCCUGCUCGCGGCCGCCGCCUCUCUCGGGGGGGAGGGGCGCUGGAGGGAAGGCGCGCUCGCCACCCGGCCGUGGCCCUGCCCCUGCCGUUUGGUUCUCCCCCCUCCUCCUCCGCCCACGGGGGCGGAGCUCCUCCUUCGUCUCCAGCUGCUCUGCACGGGCGACCCGUGCCGGACGAGCGGGAGCGGUGAGGAAGGGGAGUUCAGGAGAGGCAGGACGAAUUGAAGGAUGAGUUUCCUGUUGAAGUGUAAUGAGUUGAGCUGUGAUUCAAUGGCGUUCAGCUGCUCGUCCACGCUCAUAUGAUCCGGUAGCCUCUUGGUUGAUGGAAUGGAGCAUCUCACCUAUUUGCUGUUUUUUGGCUGCCACCCCAGAGGCGCGUGAACUGGUUUCCCGGCCGACAGUGAAAGGGCGUUCUCAUUUGAUUUUUCCGUUCGGCUGUCUUCCGCGCAUUCUUUCGCAGCGCCAGUGAGUUGGUUGUCUAAAGAGCGAUAGCAGGCGAGUUUCGUUCAGCGCGACGGGCGAUGCUGGUCUGAGCACGCCUGCAGCUGCGACGAUCCAGCUGCUUCGUUGGAGCCGGGACCUUUAGGUUUCCCGCUGUCGGGGAAUGCAUCUCGAUGGUUGUGGUGCCAAGCCCUCGCCGGACAGCAGUCUAUUUUCUAGACAUUUUUCCUUGCCGGUGUGCUAUCGAUCACCACCAUCACCACUACUGCAGAGAAAAGGCGGCUGUUAGACAGCGCAGGAGGUCCUGGCAA
Molecule: messenger RNA, 3827 nt
Organism: Prorocentrum cordatum
Lineage: Eukaryota; Dinophyceae; Prorocentrales; Prorocentraceae
Source: the annotation of a GenBank genome assembly